Thrips palmi is the source of this 2612-nucleotide messenger RNA. Its product is annotated as acetyl-coenzyme A transporter 1. Bases 198 to 1808 code for a protein of 536 amino acids. Lineage: Eukaryota; Metazoa; Arthropoda; Insecta; Thysanoptera; Thripidae. Gene Ontology annotation, molecular function: acetyl-CoA transmembrane transporter activity. The transcript is spliced from 10 exons. Gene Ontology annotation, cellular component: membrane. The record is from RefSeq and is a predicted model, not a curated record.
UUUCUGCUGGCCAGCCCAAACAGACGUCGUGGCCCAAUCCAUUUCCAUGCCGUUUCAUUACAGACUGUCGUUGAUUUGUCAUUAUUCGUCAUUUUAACUGUGGCGACUGUUGACAUUUAAUCGAAAAAAAUCAUCUCUGAGGUGUGUUAGUGAGAAAUUGAAACAAAGUCCCCGAAUGAACAGCUACAACAAAUGCAAUGAAUCGCUCCGCACGCAGACGCCCAGAACCCUCAAGAACAGGUCCUCUAUCAAAUGGAGAUGUUGAAGAUCAACCUCGAAACAUGGGUGGAAACGCACCAGAGGCACCAAGUGACAUUCGUGGGGAUCGCCGCAACAUUGCUGUUCUAUUUCUACUGUAUCUCCUGCAAGGCAUUCCUAUGGGAUUAGCAGCUGCAAUUCCAAUGCUGAUGCAGAGCCAUGGAGUGAGCUAUAAACAGCAGGCGGAGUUCAGCUUAGUGAACUGGCCAUUCAGUUUGAAAUUGUUAUGGGCACCAAUUGUAGAUUCCGUUUAUUCAAACCGCUUUGGUAGACGAAAAUCGUGGCUCAUUCCUGCCCAGUUACUUAUAGGGUUUUUCAUGAUAUUUUUAGGAGCAAAUGUGGAUUCUUGGCUCGGUGAUGGAGCUAAUGCUGAUCCAUCCAUAAAAGAACCUGAACCUUGUGUCGGCUUACUCACAGUCAUGUUCUUCAUUCUAACUUUUCUUGCCGCCACACAGGAUAUAGCUGUGGAUGGUUGGGCUCUUACUAUGCUUAAGAGACGGAAUGUUAGUUAUGCAUCAACAUGCAAUAGUGUUGGUCAGUCAGCUGGCUACUUCUUUGGGUAUGUGGUUUUCAUGGCCCUUCACUCCCCGGACUUAUCAAACAAGUACCUUCGCUCAGAACCUUUACCUACAGGUCUUGUUACAAUAUCCAGUUUUCUGCAUAUUUGGGGAUGGAUUUUCCUAACAACAACAAUUUUAGUAGCUAUUUUCAAGAAAGAACAGGAUGUUCAAGAUCCUGAACAUGAACCAGAACCUAAUCUUGGCUUAUAUCGAGCAUAUGGCUUGCUUUGGGACAUAAGUAAAUUACCAUCAAUUAGGGUGCUUGCAUUCAUCCUUUUAACAGCUAAGAUUGGAUUCAGUGCCUGUGACGCUGUGACUGGUUUGAAACUUGUUGAUGCUGGUGUUCCAAAGGAACAUCUUGCAUUUUUAGCUGUUUUACUUGUUCCAUUGCAAAUCAUGCUUCCUAUUGCUAUAUGCAAGUACACGGCGGGGACACGCCCACUAGACGUUUAUUUGAAAGCAGUGCCUUACAGGUUAUUCUUUAAUCUGGUUGCUGCUGCUAUAGUUUAUUUAACUCCAAGUGUUAUAACUAAUGGAGAAGUACCUAUGUAUUACUAUGUUGGAUUACUUUUAUUCUACACAUUCCAUCAAAUCACUCUUUAUAUGAUGUUUGUUGCUGUCAUGGCCUUCUUUGUGAGGAUAAGUGACCCCGCUGUAGGCGGAACGUACAUGACACUUCUGAACACACUAGCAAAUUUGGGAACAACAUGGCCAUCAACAUUAUCUCUCUACAUUGUUGACUCAUUGACUUAUCGGGGCUGCUCCGCUCCUCUUUUGCAUGGAGAGAAUGAUUGUUCCUCUCCUAGUGAAAUCAAAGCUUGUGAAGCUGCUGGUGGCCUGUGUUCCGUCCAAGUAGAUGGCUAUUAUGUGGAAAUGGCCUUGUGCACAGUAUUGGGUAUCAUGUGGCUUUGGUGGGCCAAACCAAGAAUCAACUCACUCCAAUCCAAAGAAGUGCGGGAAUGGAAGGUUCAAAGACGUCGAGUUCGAUAGCAAUUAGUUUAGAUCACUCCCUUGUAUUUAUUGCUCCCUCUCUCUCUUUGAAAUUUAUGACCACAAUCAAGACUUGCUAGGGUGGUUAAAUUUUAUAUUCAAACUUAGAUGUAUUGUAUUCUUGACCUGAGUUUCACUGUGAUAAGUUUAAUUCUGAAAACCUUCCAUGUAAAAUUGUCAUCAUUGCACAAGUUUACCAAUACUGCCUUUUUUGUCAUUAUCUUCUAAUUCUUGAAGGAUAAGACACCAAUCACAUUAGCUAAUAAUAGUAUUCUGUGAAACAGACUUAUAAUUAGUGGGGAGAACUCAUCUCAUCUCUCAUGUGUGACUUUUUGUGUGAAACACAUAUAGUUGGUGUGCGUAGGAAAAAAACUUGUGUGGUGUUCCAUCUUAUUUAUGACUUUAAAAAGACAUUUCUCUUCUAGAUUCUAAUGUUUUUGGUCUUCGACAAUUUUUGUGUGGUAGAUUAGAUGCAUGGCAUUUGAUGAAAUUUACAUACCAUAUGAGAAAAUAGUAUUUUGACUGGACAUUUACACAGUCCUAAUAUCAAAAAUCAUUUUUUGUUGUUUGUGUGUUAACUUUGGUCCGGGCCGUUUCAUAUAGAAACAACUAAGACUAACUGAGUAAACUGUUUUUACUUGCUAGCUACUUACUUGAUUUCUGUAACAUAGGUAUUAUGUUUAUUGUUCUGUGAUAACUGCUGCUUGUUUGAAAUUUGUAGAAAGAUGUUGGUGUACCAUUAGUAGAUGAUCUGUUGGUAGCUUUGUUGAAAUUUGGGAAAUAAAUACAUGAUAUUUCAGUAAA